AGAGCUGGACGAGCAGCGGACCCGAAGGUGCACUAAGAGUUCCGACGGCUUUAAAUCCUAAGAAAACACACUGCCAGAGUCUACGCGGGACAUCUCGACGACAUCUCAUCCUCUGAAGAGGAAAAACGGAAGAGAUCAGAAACUCUUUGCUGCACUGAAUGAUCUCAUGAACAUGGAGCUGUCAUCAAUAGGAGAGCAAGUGUUUGCGGUGGAGUCAAUAACGAAGAAGAGGAUAAGAAAAGGAAAUGUGGAAUAUCUUUUAAAGUGGCAAGGAUGGUCGCCUAAGUACAGCACCUGGGAACCAGAAGACAACAUCCUGGACCCUCGUCUUGUCCUUGCCUUCGAAGAAAAAGCAGAGAAGGACAGAGCUCUGGCUUAUAAGAAGAAAGGCCUGAGACCUCGUCAAGUUAUUCUGCGGAACAUCUACCCGAUGGACCUUCGAAGUGCACACAAGGUUCCAGAUAAACCCAGUCCAAGAAUCCGUCUGUCACUCACCCGCUCCAUGAGCACCGAAGUGGACCAAAACGGAAGGCGCUAUAGAGAUAGUGUUGUCUACCGUCGCUUAAAGAACAGGUACAAGAACAGGCAGUGCAGAUCCAGACUCUUUGAAGGCAUCAAGCCAUCCAAGCAGACAAUGAGACAUCCACUUCCUGCAAAAGACUGUACAGAGAACGCGUGGAAUGAAGACGAGCAGAAGAGAAAGGUCAAGAAAAUGAGAAAAGAUGAAGAAAACACAACGCAAGUGCAUCAGGACAUUCCGAGUGGUCAAGAGAUGUCCGAGGGUUACAACUCUUCGGCAGAACAGGAAAGUGAAAUCACCAUCAAGGAAGACGAAAACUGCUCUUCCAUUUUUGACCAAGAAGAGAAGCCAAGCGAAGAUACGGGUACAGCCAUAGGAGCACCAGAAAGCAGUACAAUCACAGACACAGAAAAGAAUGAGCCAGUCACAAACACUGCAGGCGACGAGGACUGUGUAUGGGUAUCGCAUGACACAACAAACACUGAUCAAUCAUUACACAAGUGCACUAAGUCAGGAGCUGAGGAAGGUGUGUUUGACAGAGUACAGAACAGACCUUCAGUUAUCGAGGUGCGUCUGAGCGCUAGAUGUGGACAGGAGGAGGUAAGAGAAUCAGCUGAGGUAGGCAGUUCAGAGGCCAAAGACAAGGAAGGGAUUGACGCUGAAGUCACGGCAGAAUUCCAGGUUCCAAUUGACCAAUUACAAACUCCUGUCACAACCGCAGUGCAUCCUGGGAAAGUCAUAGUGACACAGGUGACCAUAAAUUCCUUGACCGUGACCUUUAAAGAGGCUAUGACGGCAGAGGGUUUUUUCAGUGAGUGUGGGCUUGAGGUCUAAAUUGACAAGGAAAUCCAAGAGCAUUUCAUUAGAAACAUGUACAGUUAGUCAGGACCAAGUGAACGACACAGUUCACAGUAGUGAAGCAGAUAUUGUCCAAGCAAGGUAAGGACACCUCCGAGGCAUUUUUCCUUCAAGUUUGUCCUUGUGUCAUUGUGGUAAGUUAACCGUUGAUGGAUGACAUUUCUGAAUAUACUCAGUGAUGCUGUACACCAAGGUUUCAAGCAUGUAACGCAAAUCUCCAUAUCCGUACCACUACUCUUCCAGCAGUCGCCAUUACACUAACUAUAAGAAGAAACCGUUUUAAGUUCCGACUCCAAGACUGAACUUCGGUUACCUCACCUGUUUGUCCUGUAACCAAGCAGGUGGGAAAAGGAAAGAGCACCUGGCUUUGUUUCCAUAUCUGUGCCCGAGCUCUCUUCGCUCUGUUCAGAGGCCUUUGUGCAUUUUUAAAGAGACAGUAUUGGUUUACAUUCACAACCGCUACAGUGGACGCUUUUUUGUAGGGCUAGAUCCUGUUCAUCUGAACACAUGUGCUUUAGGUGUGCUUUUAGCAUGGCAGAAAUCAAAGCCGAGCCUAAAAACAUGUUGUGGUCGUGGUGAUAUUUGGCUUAUAAGCUCUGUUGUUGCUCUCACAUGUGACAACUGCACUUUUUUUGCUUGUAUUUACAGUAAAUAAAUGGAAAAAUAAAGUUGUGGGUGAUUUUAAA
Messenger RNA from Danio rerio (zebrafish), 2064 nucleotides. It is a transcript of the gene cbx7a, whose product is annotated as chromobox homolog 7a. Gene Ontology annotation, cellular component: nucleus. The record is from RefSeq and is marked validated. Gene Ontology annotation, biological process: negative regulation of DNA-templated transcription. NCBI's taxonomy places the organism in Eukaryota, Metazoa, Chordata, Actinopteri, Cypriniformes, Danionidae.